This is a messenger RNA of Schistocerca americana (American grasshopper), 1681 nucleotides long. RefSeq names its product probable malonyl-CoA-acyl carrier protein transacylase, mitochondrial (gene beg). Bases 223 to 1443 code for a protein of 406 amino acids. Gene Ontology annotation, molecular function: transferase activity. The record is from RefSeq and is a predicted model, not a curated record. NCBI's taxonomy places the organism in Eukaryota, Metazoa, Arthropoda, Insecta, Orthoptera, Acrididae. The transcript has 6 exons.
AGAAGAAGCGGUAGUAUGAACGUUGGCAUUAAAAAUAAUACAGUAGUUUUCCACUUUGCAGGGAAGGAAUUGCAUAUUUCUCCGUCGAGAGGCAGCACUGAACAUCCUUGAUAGUUGCCUUGUCGGAACCUGCAUUUAAGACACAUAUCGGUGAAAAGUUGGUUUUCGAGUACUGUUGUAAACGGAGAGGAACUGGUGCCAACAGAAGUCAUCACUGUAACAAUGUAUGUACAAGCUAGAUUUGCCCCAUUGUUAAGACACUGCGCUGAAGUUCGCUUUGGUCCUUUAGCCGCAAACAUACGUGGCUGUAAAUCGAAAACUGGGGAGAAAGAAGAGGAUGUAGAAAACAUUACAAGGCAGCUGGAAGAAGCAGCGCUUGGGAACAGUUCAGCAACAGACCAAGAUGAGAACUGGCUGACAUCUCCAUAUCCAAAAGGGGCAUUUGUUGGUCGUGAACGUCACCAGGCCCUUAAGCGUGAUCCAGCAAUUGACCCUCGUGAGACAUCCAUCAUUCUGUUUCCAGGACAGGGUACACAGUAUGUCGGCAUGGGCCGAGAACUACUCAGGUUCCCAUCUGCACGUGACGUUUUUGAAGCAGCUAAUGAAGUUCUAGGUUAUGACAUUUUGAAGCUCUGCCUAGAAGGACCCAAAGAAGAACUAAAUCGUACAAUUCAUUGUCAGCCAGCUAUUUUCACUUGUUCCCUUGCAGCUGUUGAGCGUCUACAUGAAGAACGACCACAGGCUGUUGAAAGUUGUGUUGCAACAGCUGGUUUCAGCCUUGGAGAAAUAACAGCACUCACUUUUGCAGGAGCUCUGCGCUUUGACAGGGCAUUGAAACUGGUGAAGGUGCGAGCUGAAGCUAUGCAGUUAGCGUCUGAUGCAGAAGACAGUGGAAUGAUGACAGUGCUUUACGGACCUGAUUCUGAAUUGAAUAAAGCAAUGGCAAGUGCUAAAGAAUGGAGUAUAGCACAAGGCAUUGAGAACCCAGAAUGCUGUGUAGCCACUUACCUGUUUCCACACUGCAAGGUUAUUGCUGGCCACUCAGAGGCUCUACGGUACAUUGAGACUAAUAUACGGCAGUUCCGUCUGAAGGCAUGUAAGCGUCUACAGGUAUCGGGUGCAUUCCACACAUCUCUGAUGCGGCCCGCAGCAGAAGCAUUUCGUGCAGCUCUCCGCCGUACUAUGGUUGAUGACCCAGCUAUAACAGUGGUUUCCAACGUCAAUGGAAAACGUUACUUGAAUGGAGACCAUGUUAAACGUCAGCUUCCAAAACAGAUUUAUCAAGCUGUUCAUUGGGAACAGAGCCUGCACGCUCUGUAUGAACGUCCAGUUGGAGAUUCUUUUCCUCGAACAUUUGAGUGUGGUCCGGGUGACUCGUUGCGACAGGUAUUAAAAAAGGUGAAUGGCAAGGCCUGGAACACAAGCUGGACAGUAACUAUUUAGCAUUUCACCAAUAGUAAAUUUUUAUGAUCAGCAGAAGAAUAUAUCAGGAACAACAUUGAUGAAGAAACCUCAGUGUGUGUAAACUGUUCACACAGUUCAUUGUUAAGUUAAAAUGACUGAGAGCCCUGUAUUUUGCAGAUAGGUGGUUGUUUACCAUGUUAUUUGCAUCUGAUGUACAUUUUGUGUUUUUCAUUUUCACCAUUUUAACUGAAACUCAAUAAAAGUAUAAUUUUUUGUA